Messenger RNA from Strongyloides ratti, 363 nucleotides. RefSeq lists its product as hypothetical. The transcript is spliced from 3 exons. The coding region runs from base 1 to 363 and encodes 120 amino acids. Lineage: Eukaryota; Metazoa; Nematoda; Chromadorea; Rhabditida; Strongyloididae. The record is from RefSeq and is a predicted model, not a curated record.
AUGGUUAAUAACGAGAUUGUAUCUGCUAUGUCACCAUCUGUAAGACCAUAUUAUGACAAGAAAAGAAUCAGCCAUGCUUUGAGUCUUCUAUCUGAUGUUUUAAGAUCUCAAAGACAAUCAAAAAGAAAGAUAAGUUUUAUUGUACUUCUUUUCAUUUAUUGUGAGGUUCAUCCUAAAAGAUUAAUUAAAACUGGAGCUUUUGGUAUGUUAAGAUUGUACAUGAAAACAUUUAAAAAGAAGGCUGAUUCACGUGCAAAAUACAUUUAUAAAUGUUGGAAACCAGGUUGUAAGGAAUAUAUGAAAGAAAACAGUGUUGAUUAUUAUGGAAAACCAAUUAAAGAUUAUAAUGUAAAUGAAGAAUAA